GAGCGCCCGCCCCUAAGCCCGAGCAGGCAGCGCAGAUCCUGUUCGGCAACAUCACGGAAUGGGGCCCACAGGCCGCGAACUUCUGUCGCAACGUAGGGUGCAAAUACCACCUCGUAGCGCUAGCGGGGGCGCACGUCGACGCGAACGGCCUCGCGGAGCAGAUCGGCAAGCUCGCCAUGGACGGCUGGAAGCUCUCGGCCACACCGGCGGUGGCUACCAACAAAUCGGACAAGGGGGCCCAUGGCGGCGAGUGGAUCCUCACGCGCAGGGACGUGGCGGCGACUGCGUUCGAGGGCUGCAGGGACUACUAUGUCAAGCGCCGCAAGAGGCAGCCGUUCGCGGGGUUCACGCCGACGGCCCUCCACACCAAGAGCGGCGCGAACAGGGACAUCCUGGUCUCCAUCUCCACCUUCGUGGACAUGCUCACGGACCCGUGGAUCAUCCUGGCCGACUGGAACUACGAGCCGCACUGGUGGGGCAACAAGCCGUGGCUCACGCGCUGGAACGGCGCCAUCCUGACCGACCCGAACUGCAUGGCGACGUGCGACAAGGGCUCGGGCUCCGCGUACGACUACGCGAUCGUACGAGCGGACAUCGCCACGCACAUCGGGAUCGAGGCCAUCUACGACGCCCCCUGGAAGACCCACUGCGGCAUCCAGAUCGCGGUGGGCACCGCCGAGCCGCGGGAGUACAAAGCUAUAAAGGUUCCCAAAGCCCUCCCCGCACGAGCCAGACCCAAAAAGGUCGCGGACCCAAACAGCAAAAGGUCCAAGGCUCGCGCGGAGGCGUUGCGAACCAGGAGGGAAAGGCUACCAGAGCACUUGCGCGACGAGUUCGACGCCCUGUACGCCUGCCGCGAGACGGCCAAGGAGGACCCCACCCCCUUCGUCAUCCCCCAGGAGAACUGGGAUGGCGCCGCCGACGAGGUCAGCAACUUCCCGAAGCUCGAUGGCACAAAGGUCGGCACCAAGGAGGGCACGGGACACAUCUUCCACCACCAUGAGCCGAACCUCGCGGAGGACAUCAACCCGAAGUACGCGCAGUGGAUCGCGACCCUGGAGCUCGCCUUCCUGGAGACGCAUGCGGUCCCCGUCGAGGACAGGGCCAGGUACCAGGGCAGGGCAGAGGGGUACAGGACCACCAAGCAGACGAUGAAGGCGUCGCCUGGCAGAGCGUACCUCAAGGACCCCGAGGCCACCUGGCGGCAGCACCUCAGCACCCUUGUCGUGAGGUACACCGCGCUGGUCACGAACGGCAAGGACCCCAAAGCCCGCCAGCACAUCCACAAGACAGUCAUGAAGAAGUUGGACGACCUAGAGAACCCCGAGUUCUCCAAGGAGCACCUCGGUAGAAAAACCGACCCGCAGGAGAUCGAAGAGUGGAAGACCCAGCUCGCCACCCUCGAGUGCUGCGACGAGGACGACCUGCACCACAUCAGCGCCACCACCAUGGAGUGGACCCACAAGGCCAUGGCGAGAGCUGCAGGUAGAGCGCGUAAACGGCACCUCGACUGGGCGAAGCAGGCGUGGAAGGAGUCACCAGGCAAGAUGCACCGCAUGGUCACCGACCCCAAGGCGCCGCGCCUGGAGGACAAUCAGCCCCAGAGGACGGUGGGCGACCCAUCCACGGUCAUAAACCACUCCGCCGACACCUGGCGCUCCAUUUGGGCGUCCGACAGCUGCAACGCCAAGCAGAUCAUCAGCGCCUACGAGAAGGCCAUGCGACUUGCGAAAGAGGGCCCUCUCUCGCCCAUCGAGCCGCAGCACAUGCAAGCCAUCGUGGGCACCGCCAACCCGAAGAAG
Prorocentrum cordatum is the source of this 1802-nucleotide messenger RNA. The record is from the annotation of a GenBank genome assembly. Lineage: Eukaryota; Dinophyceae; Prorocentrales; Prorocentraceae.